CAGAUGGAGCAGGCUCACAGUGCAGGAGCCGCCAGCAGCACCGGCUCCCUGGAACGAGCGUCACUGUUCUGCGCAUCGGCGUCCUCCGCUGUCUUCACCUCAGGCCUAUCCAGCCCUGUGGAGAUCCUCAGCAAGAGCAAAUCUUCCAGCCGUUUCACUCUCUUCUCCCCCCCCUGGAACAGUUCCUCCGAAUCGGACUCCAACCCCCCUUCUCGCUCAGGCUCUAGGAAGCUGCGGAAUUGCAGUAGGAGAGCAGCCACUGGGCCAGCCGGAGCCAAGAGCCCUGAUUUGCCGGAAACCAAACCCUGUGUUUCUGAACACUUCCAGUACUCUGAACCGGUCAUUUCCAAAGUGACAGAUUACAUUUUUGUUGGCAACCUUAAUGCAGCGUACAGCGGGCGCACGCUGUGCCGGAACAACAUUGAUAGCAUCAUUGACAUGAGCUGCGUACCGGGAGAACUGAGCCCCUGUCUCAGCCUGAUACCGUGCACCUGCUCCCGCGGAACCCGCCACAGCUGGUCCCGCCUCAAAGUAGACAUCGGAGACAUGUCGGACACUCUGUUCAAUGGCCAACCACUGAAACUGCGCUGUUUUGAGGACAUCAAUGAGUGCAUCAACGCCUCCACUGAGAAGAGGAAGCGUGUGCUUGUCCACUGCCGGGACGGGUUCUCGCUGGCGCCGACGUGCAUCAUCCAGUAUUUGAUGGUAAAGCAGAACAUGAGGCUGAUCGCUGCUUACGAGUUACUGCGGGCAAAAUAUCCGGUCAACAUAAAGGAGUGCCACCAGAACGUGCUGGUGAGCCUGGAGAGGGAGCUGAGGCCGGGCGGCAACGUUGACCCGGAGGGUUUCAAACAGGCCAUCUCACGCAAAAUGGCAUGGACCUGACUGCUGUGGAACAGGCUGCCGCUUUCUCUCUGUUUGAGCCACGCCGGACAGGCAGUGGAGGGCAGCUGCUGCUUCUCCUGAUCCGUCCAGCACCUCCUCUUUCUUUUCUGGACUUUUAAUGUUUCUCUAGAUGUAUAUUGGCCUCUUCACUAGUAGGGUCCUGAUGGAACAGUGACAUGUUUCUUGGUGAAAACAGUGUUCAGUGGUCAGUGUUGCAGUGUUACCUCCACUUUUGCAUCAUGCUGUUGUGUUCUGCUCUCAGAAACAUCUUCUCAGAAGAAAUUGAUGUCAUAUCUGUGCACUAUGGGACACUGUUCUUUAGACAAAUGUUCAUGUUGGAAUAAAAAGCGUCUGUAGGUUCAUGGUGGAGUUCAUGAAGGUCUGUCUAGUUUAAGUUAUGGACCUGGAGAAAAUGGACACUGGAUGCAAUGCAUUGUUGAAUUCAGGGUUAAUGCCUCAGAACCUGGAAACCUGCAGUUUGAGCUCCGCUCAUGUUCCAGGUCGUGGACGAUGGUCAUGCUUUUAUUUCUGUGAAUGACUGAUUGCACGCAGCAGUGGUUCUUUGUAUAGAGCUGCCAAAGAGUUCGUCAAACAGCCUCUUUUCUCUGGUUCCAUGAAACAAACUCAUCCAAUCCAAAAACAGCACACCUCCUUGAACCAGGGCCUUUAAUCUCCUUGUGUUUUAGCAAAGUGCAACAAUUUAUUCAAUGUGUGUAUUUGUUUUACAAGCAGCUUUUCUGUUGGUUGUUUUCGGAUCUUUGGUGUGACCUCAGAUGGGGUCACAGAUACAGAAUUAGGAUUUUUGAGUGUCAGAUUAUUACAUUACUUCUGGUACACACAAAUGGCACUAGACAACCAGAAACACCAUUUUUAAUUCUUUGAACUUGAUGUCAUAUUUGAGACACAAAAUGUCACCUGUGUCUCAUUCAGUAUUUAGAAAAUAAAGAUCCUUUAGUUCCCUCCAUCGGUCUGAUGAAGGGCAGAAAGAAAUCAACCUCUAUAAGAGGAUAGGAUUGGUGCAUCCCAAUCCAUCAAUGCAGGUCUACAAGCUGUUGGAACAAAACCUUACUUAAAAAAUAGAAAAACGUUUCAUUCUGAUUAUUUAGAGUCCAUUUCAUCUUCCAACAUUCCUAUUUCCUUCAGUUGGUGUGGUUGUCUGUGCUCCUGUAGGCAGUUCAAUGCCUACAGUUUUUGUUAACUAGUUUACAAAGACGUAGUCCAAAAGCACUUCUUCAGGGCCACAGGGGAUCCUGACCUCACUCCGUCUGUGGGAACAUCCUGUAGAUCAGCUCUUGUGUGAUGUGAGGUGUUGGUUCAAUCCACUAGAAGAUGAACAAGUUGCUGUAAUGACUGGUUGAAAUAAUUCAACUGAGGACAGUUUGAACCGAUCAGAUCAGAAUUUCAUGCAGGGUUUCAAAGCCCAUCUGCCCCGUUUGCCUUUUAGAGAAGACGUUUUGGUCGUCUUGUGUGAAUUCUUGCUGUUUAACUCUCACUGACCUGCACGUCGCUUUGAAACUAGAGUGGAUGCAUUUGGGGUCAAAUAGGGCUGCUUUUACCUUUGGUUUGGGACAUUUGGAAGCUGAACAUGGGAACAUGUUCCAGCCUUACUGUCCGAACACACGGCUUUCUGACUGAGGACACGGCAUGGUCCAAACCAUCACUUCCAACGAAGCACAAACUGCUGUUAAACUGCAGUCAAGUCCACCAAGCAAUGCCAAUCAAAAACAGAUGCCUGCAGAGGAAUUCUGAGGCUGCAGGAAAUUCUAUCGGAUCAAUUUGCUCAGAUAGUGGAUGCAUUACAAACGCAGUCGACAUUUAUCUGUUAUCUGGAUGUCAGGAAGGGAGCAAAAUGUUGCAACUAAAGAAGUAAGAAAGCUGAAAUAAAAUCUCCAAACUUAAGCCGCAGAUGUUACUGAGACAGUGGUUCAGGUAAUCAACGCGUACAUGAAUAUUUGAUUGAAAUUCAGGUCAAAGGUCUUCUAGACUGAGACUCAUCUAUUGGUAAUUUAACAAGGCGAUUUGGUUUUUCAAUAUUCCAAGACGGAGGUCCGGAACCAGCAGCCACAGCCUCUUUUUUUCUCUCCGCAAACACUUAAUCCUACAUAAUCCUACAUAAUCCAAGACAAACUUGUUUUCUUGAACCAAAAUCCUUUAUUGAAACAACCCAUUGAUGGUCAUCUGUAACCAGAAUGUGAUUCUAGUAUUUUAGCACCCUGUUCUUUGUUUUUUUUUGUACUGGAAAUGGUGGAUCGUAUCCGAGACAUUGUUCCCCGGCUGGCAGGCUCUGAGUUUUUCUUUUGCUCCAUCCAUGCUGGGAUGUCAUUACUGUUUCUGAGCCCAAACUGUGCGGCUGUCCACCUCUAAAGUGUUGCAGCUGAAGGACACUGACAGGAAUACUGUUGAUCACUUCCAUGUAAGUAAAAACAUUGAUAAGGAGCAGAACAAUGCUGUACAUAAAUGUGUUUUUCAAUGAUGUAACAGUGCAGUUUCACAAAGCAUUUUGGUGCCUUCACUUGGAUUGUCUGGUGACCACAUUUGCACUUUUGACUUUAAUCUCUGUGAUAUGCUGUUGAACGUGUUUCUACAUGCUUUACCUGAGCAGAAGUGUGCAUGUGACGUUUGCAGCGUCCGUGUUGUGAUGUGUUGUGUUUGCUGUUCAGUGGGCUGCUUUCGCUGUGUUCCUCUCAGACUGUGAGGCCUUGCUGUGGAUAAAAUGCUGUAGGUUUGUUUGUUUUUCUGUGGAUGCUCCAUGUCAUCUGAUCAGACUGAACAGCUCUUCUAACUGGUUCUCAGGUGAUUUUUUUCCAAGUUCUCAGUGACUAAUGUUCAGAAAUGUGAAGCUCUCUAUUUCUCAUGCAAUGUUUCUAUAACCUAAUUUGUACUGAUAAUUCAUUAAAGGAGCUGAUGAGUUCAGAAAUCAUCAGCUUAUCGUGCAUCUCUAAACAUGA
Messenger RNA from Oryzias latipes (Japanese medaka), 3833 nucleotides. Lineage: Eukaryota; Metazoa; Chordata; Actinopteri; Beloniformes; Adrianichthyidae. The record is from RefSeq and is a predicted model, not a curated record.